AUGCCGCUUACCUUCUUCUCGUUACUUCGGUCGAUUGGUGCUAACUCCGUGAGGGCUCAAGACCCUGCAGCAGUAGGCGGCAUAUAUCGGAGGAUACCUACUAUGGUGACAGUUGUUGUGAUAUGUGUGAGGGUGUGGUUGUGGUGUAGAACAACAUGGAGGAUGAUAUAUUUAGCGGCUAUUCGGGUGCGGAAAAUGCACAAUGUCGUCACCAAGCGGAGACGAGUGAUUCCUUUUUCGGAAGGCCCUCGCACCGCAACCGAAAAACUCGCCAAGUACAACCACAUUUCUUCUUCAUCUAGCUCCGAAUAGCUUCCACACUCCAAACCUUGGACAGCAAAUGGAGUCUUUUCGCCCGAUUACAGCCAAUGACCGUAUGGCGAGCGAGUCCUCUAGGUACAGGAGGACCCCCUACAGGACGCACGAGAGAGAGACAGGGAAGAAAGGGGUCCUGUUUUGCCCGCCGUUGGACCCGUGUCCCUGACGAAAUCCUAUGUCAAAACCUUCUCGACGCGCGACUCGUCAACCUUGCCGCCGCCGCCGCCGGUGUCAGUGGAUGCCUGGUAAAAGCGAAUCAAGCCCAGUUUUUACGCCGACUCCUACCUGGAAGCCCCAGAUACUACACUACGUGAGUGAUACUGCCAGAAGAAGCAGAGCCCAAAGUGCCUCAUGUCAGGUACGGCUGCACGGAUGGCUGGGCUAGGGUUUUAAAGGGAUCCUCGGCCAUCCGCUGUCACUGGUAGCGAGGCGUGCUGUGUACCCGUCGUUCAAUACUUGGCGUCAUCAUUGUCCUCGAUACCAAAGGUGACCGUAACUACGAAGAUCACGGAGAUACGGUGGAGACCCAAGCGGGAUAGUGUGUGUGCGCGCAAGGCCUUGUGUCAACUCGCCGAGUUUCACCUCCAUAUCCCCGAGCCCGAAAUUGUCGUGGGGGCAGCGGUCAUGGUCGCCGAGUGCAAACUUGAAGUGCCAAGGACAAUUCUAUGUAUGAAGGUGGACCGUGGAGCGGGCCGUGAAGUCCCUACAUUUCAGUCUCCUGUCCUAUUUUUGUUUGUAGAGAACUUGCAGCAGCGAGUUUUUAAUGUCAUCGUUGUCGUUGUUCGGUCUUCGAACAACAGCCUCUCGAUAUAUGUCAAUCUCAACAGCCUUGUCCCC
Neurospora crassa OR74A is the source of this 1155-nucleotide messenger RNA. RefSeq lists its product as hypothetical. The record is from RefSeq and is a predicted model, not a curated record. The coding region runs from base 1 to 312 and encodes 103 amino acids. The transcript is spliced from 4 exons. Lineage: Eukaryota; Fungi; Ascomycota; Sordariomycetes; Sordariales; Sordariaceae.